AUGGAUGCGGAGAUUACUGAGAAGCUGCGAAAGUUUGAACUUUCUGAUAAAGAAAAAUUGGGUGCUCAGCUAUCAGACACGGAUGUAGAGCCGAGUCUUCAGGAGUGUGAGAGAAGUUUAAUUGGGCUGGUUGUGGGGGAGAAGAAAGUUAACAUCGGGGGUAUAAAGACUACGAUGGGGAUUAUCUGGCGAACGAGUAAACCUUUUUCCAUCAGAAUACUGGGGUUAAAUUUAUUCCAAUUUAUGUUCCAAUCGGAUGAAGAUAAGAUCAAAGUGCUGCGGGGGAAAACAUGGUCAUUUGAUGGGCAGUAUAUGCUGCUAAAUGAAUCACUCUUCAAAGAGGAGGAGAUGAAGGUGGAGCUAUGGGUGCAGGUUCAUAACCUACCUAUCCACUGGAUUUCACAUGAAAUUGGAAUAAAAGUGGGAAAACUAUUUGGCAAAGUGCAAAAUGUCAUAGUCCUGGGAGUGGGAGGCUUAAAUGGGCGUGUUGUGAAGAUUUUAGCCGAAAUUAACCUGUUGGAACCUAUACUCAGAGGGACAAUGCUGAAAUUAGGGGAAGAAGAACACUGGGUCGAUUUCAGGUAUGAGAACCUUCAAACCUUCUGUUUCUAUUGUGGAAUGAUAGGUCACAGUGACAAACAAUGUGAGAUAAAAAAAUUGGAUGUACAAAGGGAUGUGUUUAGGGCAGGACAAUUUGGGGAAUGGUUGAGGGGUAUCUCUGGGGGAUCAAAUGAGCAGAGGGAGAUGAGAGCCUCUAGUCCUGUAAGGAAUAGAGAAAUCUCCAACUCUAAUAUAACUCCCCAGGCUGAGAAGAGGGUUAGUCCUGAGGAAUCUCAACAAGUAAAUAAUGUUGGGUUGAGUCAUGCUGACUAUAUCCCUAAGGAGAGUGAGAUAGGUGAUAGAACUGAACCUGACCAAAGCAUUCAGGGCAUAAAUCACCUGAGCCAGGUUGGAAAUGAGUGUGCUGGCUAUUCUAGCCAACAAAUGGUGACUAGAAUGGACCUUGAUGUUGAGAAUACUCCAGAGAGGUCCAGUGGUAAGCUUGUUAAUGUGCCUGUUGUUUUCCAACAGGAUCACCAUAAAACUGCCCUUAUCAGGCAGACCAAGCUUCUUACUAGAAUUACCAAAAGCACAUCAAAAGGGGGUAAGACUAAACCUGGGGGUAGGGAUGUGAGGGAGGAGAAUAAUCAGGAUAAUGUAGUUGGAUCCAAGAGAAAGGGGGAAGAAU
Striga hermonthica is the source of this 1228-nucleotide messenger RNA. NCBI's taxonomy places the organism in Eukaryota, Viridiplantae, Streptophyta, Magnoliopsida, Lamiales, Orobanchaceae. The record is from the annotation of a GenBank genome assembly.